ACAUGUUACUUCCUGUAUGGAGGCAUGGCCAGUUUCCAGCCCCGCGCUCCUCGUUCCUCCCCAGCCUGCGCCGGAGCCACAACUUUCAGGAGCAUGGACUGAAGGCGCCCUCGCCCCAGCGCCCCUCUGAGAUCCUUUGUGUUUUCCUCCGUUUCCUCCGGCCGUUUCUAUUUUGGGGGGCUCUCCGCUCCCCCCGCCUCUCCCCUCCCCUUCCCCUCUCGCAAACAUGCCUCCUUCCUUCCCGGGGCCCUGGAAAGAGCUGCCUGCCUGAAGCCCGGAGACGCCGCGCCGCGCUCAGCCCCGCCGCCGCCCGCCGGCUCUCGGGCUGUGCUGCGCUGCCGACUCAAGUUGGGGAUCCUCGGCUGCUCACCGCUGCCGCCGCCUGCGGUCCCUGCCUGCCCCGGGUCCCGGGCAUCGCCGCCGGCCGCCGACUCCGCGCCCUGCCCGCUCGGCUUGCUCAUUUUUGAACGGAAAGCGGCCCUUCUCCGCCGAGAGGAUCGUCCCCAGCGUGGCUCCGCGUUCCCGGUCACUUUUUGAGAUUUUCCGGGGGGCGCUCGGCGGCUUCCCGGAUUCCAAGGGGACUCGGGCCGCCGAGCGUGGGGCGCUCGUGGAGCUGGCGAGCCGGGGAAGCGCCCCUGCUUAGCGGAGGCUCUCACGGAGGCAAGAACUUAUUCAACAAGUUUACCCCCCUGGUUUCCUCUUUUCGAUGUGCGUUUUCGGACAUGCGGAGGUUACUGGAACCGUGUUGGUGGAUUUUGUUCCUGAAAAUCACCAGUUCUGUGCUCCAUUAUGUCGUGUGCUUCCCCGCGCUGACAGAAGGCUACGUUGGAGCCCUGCACGAGAGUAGACACAGCAGCGCGGCGCAGAUCCGCAGACGCAAGGCUUCGGGCGACCCGUACUGGGCCUACUCUGGUGCCUAUGGUCCUGAGCACUGGGUCACGUCUAGUGUCAGCUGUGGGGGUCAUCACCAGUCUCCUAUUGACAUUUUAGACCAGCAUGCGCGUGUUGGGGAAGAAUACCAGGAAUUGCAGCUUGAUGGCUUCGACAAUGAGUCUUCUAACAAAACCUGGAUGAAAAACACAGGGAAAACAGUCGCCAUCCUUCUGAAAGACGACUAUUUUGUCAGUGGAGCUGGUCUGCCUGGCAGAUUCAAAGCCGAGAAGGUGGAAUUUCACUGGGGCCACAGCAAUGGCUCAGCGGGCUCUGAACACAGCAUCAAUGGCAGGAGGUAUCCCGUUGAGAUGCAGAUUUUCUUUUACAAUCCAGAUGACUUUGACAGCUUUCAAACCGCAAUUUCUGAGAACAGAAUAAUUGGAGCCAUGGCCGUAUUUUUUCAAGUCAGUCCGAGGGACAAUUCUGCACUGGAUCCUAUUAUCCAUGGGUUGAAGGGCGUCGUACAUCAUGAGAAGGAGACCUUUCUGGAUCCUUUCGUCCUCCGGGACCUCCUGCCUGCAUCCCUGGGCAGCUAUUACCGGUACACAGGUUCUUUGACCACCCCGCCGUGUAGCGAAAUAGUGGAGUGGAUAGUCUUCCGGAGACCCGUCCCCAUCUCUUACCAUCAGCUUGAGGCUUUUUAUUCCAUCUUCACCACGGAGCAGCAAGACCAUGUCAAGUCGGUGGAGUAUCUGAGAAAUAACUUUCGACCUCAGCAGGAUCUGCAUGACAGGGUGGUAUCCAAGUCCGCCGUCCGUGACGCCUGGAACCACGACAUGACAGACUUCUUGGAAAACCCGCUGGGGACAGAAGCCUCUAAAGUUUGCAGCUCUCCACCCAUCCACAUGAAGGUGCAGCCUCUGAACCAGACGGCACUGCAGGUGUCCUGGAGCCAGCCAGAGACCAUCUACCACCCACCCAUCAUGAACUACAUGAUCUCCUACAGCUGGACCAAGAAUGAGGACGAGAAGGAGAAGACGUUUACAAAGGACAGCGACAAAGACUUGAAAGCCACCAUUAGCCACGUCUCACCUGAUAGCCUGUACCUGUUCCGAGUCCAGGCCGUGUGCCGCGAUGACAUGCGCAGUGACUUCAGCCAGACGAUGCUGUUUCAAGCUAAUACCACUCGAAUAUUCCAAGGGACCAGAAUAGUGAAAACAGGAGUGCCCACAGCGUCUCCUGCCUCUUCAGCCGACAUGGCCCCCAUCAGCUCGGGGUCUUCUACCUGGACGUCCUCUGGCAUCCCCUUCUCAUUUGUUUCCAUGGCGACUGGGAUGGGCCCCUCCUCCAGUGGCAGCCAGGCCACCAUGGCCUCAGUGGUCACCAGCACACUCCUUGCUGGCCUGGGGUUCGGCGGUGGUGGCAUCUCCUCCUUCCCCAGCACCGUGUGGCCCACGCGCCUCCCGACAGCCGCCUCGGCCAGCAAGCAGGCGGCCAGGCCAGUCCUCGCCGCCACAGAGGCCUUGGCUUCUCCGGGGCCAGAUGGUGAUUCGUCACCAAGCAAGGACAGCGAGGGCACGGAGGAAGGAGAGAAGGAUGAGAAAAGCGAGAGUGAGGACGGGGAGCGGGAGCACGAGGAGGAUGGAGAGAAGGACUCCGAAAAGAAGGAGAAGAGCGGGGUGGCCCGCACUGCUGGGGAGCGGAGCCAGACGGAGCCCAGCCCCGCACCCUCGUCUCCCAACAGGACUGCCGAGGGGGGGCAUCAGACUACACCUGGGCAUGAGCAGGACCACACUGCCAUCCCCACAGACCAGACAGGCGGAAGGAGGGAUGCCGGCCCAGGCCUGGACCCUGAUGCGGUCACCACCCAAGUGCCCCCCACCGCCACAGAGGAGCAGUAUGAAAGGAGUGAUCCCAAGAGGCCCGAGAUGCCAUCUAAAAAGCCUGUGUCCCGCGGGGACCGAUUUUCUGAAGAUAGCAGAUUUAUCACUGUUAAUCCAGCAGAAAAAAACACCUCUGGAAUGAUAAGCCGCCCUGCUCCAGGGAGGAUGGAGUGGAUCAUCCCUCUGAUUGUGGUAUCAGCCUUGACCUUCGUGUGCCUCAUCCUUCUCAUUGCUGUGCUCGUUUAUUGGAGAGGGUGUAACAAAAUAAAGUCCAAGGGCUUUCCCAGACGUUUCCGUGAAGUGCCUUCUUCUGGGGAGAGAGGAGAGAAGGGGAGCAGAAAAUGUUUUCAGACUGCUCAUUUCUAUGUGGAAGACAGCAAUUCACCUCGAGUGGUCCCUAAUGAAAGUAUUCCUAUUAUUCCUAUUCCAGAUGACAUGGAAGCCAUUCCUGUCAAACAGUUUGUCAAACACAUCGGUGAGCUCUAUUCUAAUAACCAGCAUGGGUUCUCUGAGGAUUUUGAGGAAGUCCAGCGUUGUACUGCUGAUAUGAACAUCACUGCAGAACAUUCCAAUCAUCCAGAAAACAAGCACAAAAACAGAUACAUCAACAUUUUAGCAUAUGAUCACAGUAGGGUGAAGUUAAGACCUUUACCAGGAAAAGACUCCAAGCACAGCGACUACAUUAAUGCAAACUAUGUUGAUGGUUACAACAAAGCGAAAGCUUACAUUGCCACCCAAGGACCUUUGAAGUCUACAUUUGAAGAUUUCUGGAGAAUGAUUUGGGAACAAAACACUGGAAUCAUUGUGAUGAUUACAAACCUCGUGGAAAAAGGAAGACGAAAAUGUGAUCAGUAUUGGCCAACAGAGAACAGUGAGGAGUAUGGAAACAUUAUUGUCACGCUGAAGAGCACAAAAGUACAUGCCUGCUAUACUGUUCGUCGUUUCUCAGUCAGAAAUACAAAAAUGAAAAAGGGUCAGAAGGGAAAUCCCAAGGGUCGUCAGAAUGAAAGGGUAGUGAUCCAAUAUCACUACACACAGUGGCCUGACAUGGGAGUUCCCGAGUAUGCUCUUCCAGUGCUGACUUUCGUGAGGAGAUCCUCAGCAGCUCGGAUGCCAGAAAUGGGCCCUGUGUUGGUGCACUGCAGUGCUGGUGUGGGCAGGACAGGCACCUAUAUUGUUAUAGACAGCAUGCUGCAACAGAUAAAAGACAAAAGCACAGUUAAUGUCCUGGGAUUCCUGAAGCAUAUCAGGACACAGCGUAACUACCUCGUCCAGACUGAGGAGCAGUACAUUUUCAUCCAUGAUGCCUUGUUGGAAGCCAUUCUUGGAAAGGAGACUGAAGUAUCUUCAAAUCAGCUGCACAGCUAUGUUAACAGCAUCCUUAUACCAGGAGUAGGAGGAAAGACACGACUGGAAAAGCAAUUCAAGCUGGUCACACAAUGCAAUGCAAAAUAUGUGGAAUGUUUUAGUGCUCAGAAAGAGUGUAACAAAGAAAAGAACAGAAACUCUUCAGUUGUGCCAUCUGAGCGUGCUCGAGUGGGUCUUGCACCAUUGCCUGGAAUGAAAGGAACAGAUUACAUUAAUGCUUCUUAUAUCAUGGGCUAUUAUAGGAGCAAUGAAUUUAUUAUAACUCAGCAUCCUCUGCCACAUACUACGAAAGAUUUCUGGCGAAUGAUUUGGGAUCAUAACGCACAGAUCAUUGUCAUGCUGCCAGACAACCAGAGCUUGGCGGAAGAUGAGUUUGUGUACUGGCCAAGUCGAGAAGAAUCCAUGAACUGUGAGGCCUUUACCGUCACCCUUAUCAGCAAAGACAGACUGUGCCUCUCUAAUGAAGAACAAAUAAUCAUCCAUGACUUUAUCCUUGAAGCGACACAGGAUGACUAUGUUCUAGAAGUUCGGCACUUUCAGUGUCCCAAAUGGCCUAACCCAGAUGCCCCCAUAAGUAGUACCUUUGAACUUAUCAACGUCAUCAAGGAAGAGGCCUUAACAAGGGAUGGUCCCACCAUUGUUCAUGAUGAAUAUGGAGCAGUUUCAGCAGGAAUGUUAUGUGCCCUUACCACUCUGUCCCAGCAACUAGAGAAUGAAAACGCUGUGGAUGUUUUCCAGGUUGCAAAAAUGAUCAAUCUUAUGAGGCCUGGAGUAUUCACAGACAUUGAACAAUACCAGUUCGUCUAUAAAGCAAUGCUCAGCUUGGUCAGCACUAAAGAAAAUGGAAAUGGUCCCAUGACGGUGGACAAAAAUGGUGCUGUUCUAAUUGCAGAUGAAUCAGACCCUGCCGAGAGCAUGGAGUCUCUAGUGUGACUGGAAUCCUGAAAGGGCACUUAAUUUGUAAACUUCUGAAGACUGAGAACUUUUUUGAGGCCUUUUUUGCCAGACUCUAGGUUAUACAAUAACCCAGUUACUUUUUUACACUGAUGAAAGUUUUGAUAUUUAUUUUUUGCCAUUUUAUGUCUUAAUGGUAUCCUACUGAGCAUUUGCACCUCUGUUCAUUUCACACAAUGACAUGCAAUUUUACCUAGUUUGCACUAUAUGAUCAGUGUUACUGCCUAUAAUCUUAUACAACAGCAAACCUUUAUGUGACAUUCCAUGACAACAUACAUGCUACUUUUUUUUAGUUCAAUACAGUGAAGGUCUUUGUUAUGAUAGUGAAUAUUGAUUUUAUAAUUAUUAGUGCUAAAGCAAUUGCAUUCUCCUAGCAGGCAAUGCUGUACUUUUCUUCAGUCCUCCUCUCCUAUUUUUUUAGGCACUGUUCAAUACUGUAUGCCUUCUGUAUUUUAAUGGAGUGGAUAGCAUUGUUUUCUUUUACAGACUAGCAGGCUACCGGAAGCUAAAAAGGUCUAUUAAUGUCAUGGCCUUGAAACAGUUCCACUUUUGAUGGUUAAGAGAUCCAUUAAGAAGUUAGAAGGCUUAAGAACUGCUUCAUGUGAACAUCCCUUAUUAGUUACAAAGUUAUAUUCACAGUUUUUAAAAAAAUGUGUCAAAAUAAAGGGUAACUAUUAGAGCUUUCACAGUAGCUAUGUGGACAACGUGUGUUAUUUCCAUUUUGACUCUAAAGUAGCUAUAUCCUAAAAUCAGGGCUAUCUUUGACAAUAGUGAGAUGGCAAUAUUAGAUACAACUCAGUUGUGAGACCCUUUAGCUACUCUCCAUUAAUGCUUAUUGGUUUAUAAUACCACACCUCACAGUAGGUAGAAGAAUGAAAAGUUUUGCAGGUGUUUAAUUUUGAAACUAGUCCUUUUAAAUUUCCCUAUUACUCAUAUAGCAAUCUAAUAAAAACUGCCUACA
This is a messenger RNA of Saimiri boliviensis boliviensis (Bolivian squirrel monkey), 6039 nucleotides long. RefSeq names its product protein tyrosine phosphatase receptor type G (gene PTPRG). The record is from RefSeq and is a predicted model, not a curated record. NCBI's taxonomy places the organism in Eukaryota, Metazoa, Chordata, Mammalia, Primates, Cebidae. Gene Ontology annotation, molecular function: protein tyrosine phosphatase activity; protein binding. Gene Ontology annotation, biological process: protein dephosphorylation.